UAUAUAUAUAUAUAUAUAUAUAUAUGAGAUUUAUAUAGAGUGGAAAGAGGAAUGAAGCAGUGGGAGGAGUCCCAGCCCACACGAGUGGCUUCUUUUUGAGCUUGUUCAUGAAUCCUGAGCACUCAGUCUCAAAGUAAGGGAACCAGACUCUGUGAAGAAAGAAGUUGAAAAGGAGAAGUUUUGAGUGUGUUUAAUGGCUGAGAUUGGGUUCUUCUCUGCACCACCACCACCACCACCACCAUCACUAUUUCAAGCAGCAGAACAUGAGUGUUGUGUAGAUGAGAGGAAGAAGAAGAUGAAAGCUCUGAGCUUUAAUGGAGAGCAGGAGGUUGAGAAUGGACAGCAAAAGCUCUGUGCUAGAGGUCAUUGGAGACCUGCUGAAGAUGCUAAGCUUAGAGAACUUGUGUCUCAGUUUGGUCCCCAAAACUGGAACCUCAUUGCUGAAAAACUUGAAGGCAGAUCAGGGAAAAGCUGCAGAUUGAGAUGGUUCAACCAGUUGGAUCCAAGGAUAAACAGGAAAGCAUUCAGUGAAGAAGAAGAGGAGAGAUUGUUAGCUGCUCAUAGACUUUAUGGAAACAAAUGGGCACUGAUUGCAAGACUAUUUCCAGGAAGAACAGAUAAUGCUGUGAAGAAUCACUGGCAUGUUAUCAUGGCAAGGAAACAGAGAGAACAAUCCAGUGCUCACAAGAGAAGAAGGUCCUCCAUUGCCACCAAUGUUUCCAGUGCUGAAAGCACCAUCACUUCUACUGACACUGAUCUCUCUCUCAACUCCAUUUCCUUUCCCAUUCCUCCUUUUCAUCCUCCACAAACAUCUGAUUUCCUUCUUGUUUCUGAGAUAGCAAACAAGGCUGUUGCUGAUAAUUCUGAAUCUGAUUCUUGUGAGAAGAUUAGGAUGCAAUUCAUAGACUUUCUUGGUGUUGGAGCAACAUAAGCAGCUUUUCUGUUGUAGUUGUAGUUGUUGAUCAUUGAAUGCAGCAAUGACAAUACAAUGUUCUUGUUUGGUCCUUUGUAAGUGAAAGCUUAUGUUGUUAUUAGGAAAUCAAAGCUGCUUCUUUGUGUCUUUUUUUUUUCUUUUUUUUCUGAACUAUAUAUAUAUGAUAUAUAUUAAUUAUUGACUGAGAAGCUAAUGUAGGAAGUAGGAUGGUGAUGGUGGUUUUGAAGGUGGAGGUUUCUUAUUUGUGAAACAAAAACAAAAGUGUUUGUUUCUUGAUGAGAGACAUGUAAUGUUGAGAUGGGAAUGAAAAGAUAGCAGAGGAAUUCAAUUUC
Messenger RNA from Dioscorea cayenensis subsp. rotundata (Guinea yam), 1266 nucleotides. Its product is annotated as transcription factor CSA-like. The record is from RefSeq and is a predicted model, not a curated record. Gene Ontology annotation, cellular component: nucleus. Gene Ontology annotation, biological process: regulation of DNA-templated transcription. The transcript has 4 exons. The coding region runs from base 194 to 931 and encodes 245 amino acids. Gene Ontology annotation, molecular function: RNA polymerase II cis-regulatory region sequence-specific DNA binding; DNA-binding transcription factor activity, RNA polymerase II-specific. NCBI's taxonomy places the organism in Eukaryota, Viridiplantae, Streptophyta, Magnoliopsida, Dioscoreales, Dioscoreaceae.